Molecule: messenger RNA, 740 nt
Organism: Micromonas commoda
Lineage: Eukaryota; Viridiplantae; Chlorophyta; Mamiellophyceae; Mamiellales; Mamiellaceae
Exons: 1
Coding region: 1-660 (219 amino acids)
Source: RefSeq, a predicted model, not a curated record
AUGUCCGGCAGUGCAUUUAGUUCUAGUGCAGCUGAACUUGAAAUUCUCCAGACUCCCCCUCCCGAGUCUGGAAAAGGUUACAUCGUCGACGACGGCGGUUUGCUCUCUCGUGCAGCAUCUGGGACAAUUAAUUCUAAGCUUGCCGCUCUAGAGAAGGAGACAGGCUUCCACUUGAAUGUCAUAACCAUCCGCAAACUUGUGUUCGAGCAGGAUCCAUUCGCCUUUGGCGACAAGGUUUUGGAAACAUGGUAUCCUACUCUUGAAGUUGGCAACGACAAGGGCAACCUUCUUCUCGUGAAAAACUCUAAGGAAGGUGCCAUCGUUGGUGGGCCUGCAUUUCUGAAGGGUGUUGGUGACGACAUUCUUGAUUCCAUCCUUAGCAAGAACAUUCCGUAUAACCUCGAAGACGAAAAGUUCGGAGAGGCUCUGACUUCGUCUGUCGAUCGCAUCGUCGCGGCGCUCGAGGGAAAAGAAGACCCUGGUCCACCGACUAAAUUUAUCAAGGACAAAUCGAAGACAUACAAAACUAAGGAGGAAACCAAUGAAAAACGAGAAGUCUUCUCAAAUGUUGUGAUUGGCCUCCUGGUGAUUUCAUUCGUAGUUCCUAUGGUGCAAUAUUUUGGAUACGUCGCGGGCGAUCCUGAUUUCGAUGACAACUAAAUGUUCUCUGGCAACAGGGUGAUGAUAAUAGAGCUUAAUAGAGCUUACGUUUUUGCAAGUCAAGACUAUCUAUCUCACUU